This is a messenger RNA of Pseudopipra pipra, 1936 nucleotides long. RefSeq names its product H6 family homeobox 2 (gene HMX2). Gene Ontology annotation, molecular function: RNA polymerase II transcription regulatory region sequence-specific DNA binding; DNA-binding transcription factor activity, RNA polymerase II-specific. The record is from RefSeq and is a predicted model, not a curated record. The transcript has 2 exons. Gene Ontology annotation, biological process: regulation of transcription by RNA polymerase II. Bases 827 to 1651 code for a protein of 274 amino acids. Gene Ontology annotation, cellular component: nucleus. Lineage: Eukaryota; Metazoa; Chordata; Aves; Passeriformes; Pipridae.
UCCCCUUCCAAGGGCGGGAGUGGCGGGCGAAGAGCAGCGGUUGCUGUAAUUUAUCGCCCCUGAGGGGAAGAGCCCCUGACUCCUAGCAAAGUUUAUUUGGAAAUGCAGCGGGACUCCCCCUCCCUCCCUGCUCCCCACGGCUCCCAGACCGCGGGAUGAAGACGCGGGAGGCAUUUCGUGGGACACUUGUUCCCGGCUGCAGCGCAGCGCAAACCCCAGGCUCUGGAAGGUCUCCCAGCGCUGCCGAGCAGGAAACACACCGUGCCAGGUUUUUUUCCCUCCUCUAAUGAGAAGAAGGGUAAAGAUCCCCGGAUAUGCACAAGGUGUUUAUCCCAACAACCCCCGCCCCCAGGGAGGCAUAAGCCAUUCAGCCCACGUCCCUCUCGCCCACUCGGGGUGGAGGGCAGAAGGGAUGGCGGGCGCCCAGCAGCCCUCCCCCGGGGGCGCGGGGUCAGUGUAGCCCCCGGGGACCGCGGUGAGGGCCCCGCGGGGGUUCCCCUGGGCUUCGGUGCCUCCCCCAGGCCCCAUCAUUCCCGUACCCCGCGGGUUUCCAAACUUUCCGUGUCCGCCGCCGCCGUGAUUGGCGCGGCGGAGGCCACCUCCAUGCAAAUGAAGCCCCGCCGCCCGGCGCCCGCAGAUCAAUAGGGACGCGGGGGAAGGAGCAUGCAUUCCGCCUGGGCCGGCGCGGGGACAGCCGCCCGCCGCACGCCCCGAGCGUCCCCCGAAACCAGCCCCCCGACGGCUCCCCGCGGGCUGCCGGGGCACCCCCACCCCGCGCCCCCACUAAAGCGAGAGCUUCCCUCCUCUGCUUUCUUAUGAACCCAGGAUGAGCAGCAAAGAAGACCCGAGCAAGUGCUGUCCGGCGGCUGCUCCCAUCUCCAGUUUCACCAUCCAGUCCAUCCUGGGCAGCGGCAGCGCCGAGCCCCCCCGGGAAGGCGGCGGAAGGGCGCCCACCUGGCCCGCCCGCGCCAGGACCCUCUCCCUCUCCUCGGAGGACGAAGAGCCGGAGGAGAGCUGGAAGCACCGCGGCUGCUUCUGCCCCGAGGCUCAGGGCCCCGCCGAGGCGUGCCACAAGCACCAGCCCCUCAGCUUCACCUGUCUCGGCAGCGCCAAGGGGAGCGGAGCGGCGGCGGCGGCCAGCGCGGAGCGGGGGCCCUUCCUGUCGCCCCCGCAGCAGGACUGUAAGGACGAGAAGGAGAAGCCGCUGGGACCCUCCUCGCCCUCCUGCGGGGACCGGCAGCGCGACGGCGGGGACCGGCAGGCCGGCGCCGCCAAGAAGAAGACGCGCACGGUGUUCAGCCGCAGCCAGGUCUACCAGCUGGAGUCCACCUUCGACAUGAAGCGCUACCUGAGCAGCUCGGAGCGGGCUUGCCUGGCCUCCAGCCUGCAGCUUACCGAGACCCAGGUGAAGACUUGGUUCCAGAACCGCAGGAACAAGUGGAAACGGCAGCUCUCGGCCGAGCUGGAGGCGGCCAACAUGGCCCACGCCUCGGCGCAGACUCUGGUGGGGAUGCCGCUGGUGUUCAGGGACAAUUCCCUCCUGCGAGUGCCGGUGCCCCGGUCCAUCGCCUUCCCCGCCCCUCUCUACUACCCCGGCAGCAAUCUCUCGGCCUUACCGCUCUACAACCUCUACAACAAGAUCGACUAUUGAGCCUCUGCCCCGCCCGCCCCGUCGGAACCGGCACCAGGACCAGGAGCAGGACUGGAGCCACCGCGGGGGCUCCGUGUGGGGUCUCGGGCCGCCCCCGCGGCGGGGACACAGGAACCGAACUGAUGGGGAGGGACGGGCGAACCGAGAGCCCCCUCUUGCUAUCCUGCCACUUGAAAAGAAAAAAAAAAUAAUUAAAAAAGCGUUAUUUCAGAUCUGUAAAUAUUUUUAAAGAAAGAAAGAAAGGAAACAACAACAACAAAAAAAUUAAACCUCGUUUUAAGCCUC